Pipistrellus kuhlii (Kuhl's pipistrelle) is the source of this 1759-nucleotide messenger RNA. Its product is annotated as leukocyte immunoglobulin-like receptor subfamily A member 6. The transcript has 9 exons. The coding region runs from base 108 to 1610 and encodes 500 amino acids. Gene Ontology annotation, molecular function: inhibitory MHC class I receptor activity. Gene Ontology annotation, biological process: cytokine-mediated signaling pathway. The record is from RefSeq and is a predicted model, not a curated record. NCBI's taxonomy places the organism in Eukaryota, Metazoa, Chordata, Mammalia, Chiroptera, Vespertilionidae.
CUGAGCUCACAGGGAGAGGGUGAGUGUGUCCCUGCUGAUCUGAGCUCUGCAGGCCACAGGGACCCAGGUCUUCCUGAAACGUCUCCAGGGCCCGGGUGGCACUGUCCAUGAGGACACCUUGGCCUCCUGUAUCUGCAUGGCUUGGUGGAAAGAGAGAAGACACCAUGACUCUCACCCUCAGGGCCCUGCUCUGCCUCGGGCUGAGUGUGGGCCUCUGGACCCCAGUGCAGGCAGGACCCCUCCCCAAACCCACCCUCUGGGCUGAGCCAGGCCCUGUGAUCCCUUUUGGGAGACCCGUGACCAUCUGGUGUCAGGGGACACCAGGGGCUGAGGAGUACCAUCUGGAUAGAGAGGGAAGCCCAGCACCAUGGAAAAGACUGGAUCUACUGGAGCCUGGGGACAAGGCCACGUUCUCUAUCACACGCAUGACAGAGCAGGAUGCAGGGAUAUAUCGCUGUUACUAUGGCAGCUCCACUGGCCGUUCAGAUCUCAGUGACCCCCUGGAGCUGGUGGUGACAGGAUUGUACAUCAAACCCAGCCUCUCAGCCCUGCCCAGCCCGGUCAUGACCUCAAGAGGGAACGUGACCCUUCAGUGUGGCUCAAGGCAGGAAUUUGACAGGUUCCUUCUGACUAAGGAAGGAGAUCACAGGCUCUCCUGGGCCCUGGACUCACAGCCACAGUCCAGUGGAGGGUCCCAGGCCCUGUUUCCUAUGGGUCCUGUGACCUCCAGUCACAUGUGGAGGUUCAGAUGCUAUGGCUGCUACAGGGACAACUCCCAGGUGUGGUCACUCCCCAGUGAUGCCCUGGAGCUCCUGAUCCCAGGUGAGUCUGGGAAGCCUUCUCUCCUGAGCCAACAGGGCCCCAUCGUGGCCUCAGGACAGAGCCUGACCCUCCAGUGUCGCUCUGAUGUCGGCUAUGACAGAUUCGCUCUGCACAAGGAGGGGGAACGGGACCUCCCCCAGGGCCUGGUCCUGCAGCCCCAAGCUGGGCUCUCUCAGGCCCACUUCCCCCUGGGCACUGUGAGAAGCUCCCAGGGGGGCCGGUACAGAUGCUACGGUGGAUACAACCUCUCUUCUGAGUGGUCAGCCCCCAGUGAUCCCCUGGACAUCCUGGUGGCAGAAUGGCUGCUUGACAGACCCUCCCUCUCGGUGCAGCCAGGCCCCAGGGUGACCACAGGCAUGAACGUAACCCUGCUGUGUCAGUCACAGAGCCCAGGGGACACUUUCCAUCUGUCCAAGGAGGGGACAGCCGAUCCUCCCCUGCGUCUGAGAUCAGAGCACCGAGCUCAGCAGUACCAGGCAGAGUUCUCCAUGAGUCCUGUGACCUCAGCCCACGGGGGCACCUACAGGUGCUACAGCUCACUCAGCUCCUCCCCCUUCCUGCUGUCACACCCCAGUGAGCCCCUGGAGCUCCUGGUCUCAGGAGCAGCCGACACCAUCAGCCCCUCACAGAACAACUCAGACCCCAAGAAUACCACCCACCCCCAAGACUACACCGUGGAGAAUUCCAUCCGGAUGGGCGUGGCUGGAUUGGUCCUGAUGGCACUCGGGGUGCUGCUAUUUUGGUCUCGAAACAGCCAGAAUCAGACCCAGGAUGCAGCCAGGAUGUGAACAUGGAGGGGAACAAUGCAUGGUUCAGAGAGGGGUAUCUUGUGGAAGUUCUGGAAGAUCAUGUGAGACAUAUGCUGGGGGACCUGUCUGCUGCUCCUUGCAGGUGGAGGAGUCAUCACGCAUGUGCAGGAACAAGGUCUGGACCUUCU